Molecule: messenger RNA, 1497 nt
Organism: Aspergillus fumigatus Af293
Lineage: Eukaryota; Fungi; Ascomycota; Eurotiomycetes; Eurotiales; Aspergillaceae
Source: RefSeq, a predicted model, not a curated record
AUGGCCCGCAAGCGCAAGGCGGUCGAGACCGGCAGUACGCGGAAACAACCAAAGACAACCCGCUCGACGAGCUCUGCUGAUGUAGCAGACUUCGAAGACGCUGGCGCGUCCGGCUCCACAAUGUCUACAAACACCAAACCGAAGCGGAAACCCCGACGAACGGCAAAGGAUCCGUGGGAGGAGGAAACGUUGAUGACCAGUACCACUUCACAACUGAUUGAUAUAGACCUUGUAAAACUGCUCGCGCGGCCGGAGGCAUGGAACUGCCUGGAAGAAAGCGAGAAAGAGGAGAUACUGAGUCUUCUUCCUGAGAGUUUACACCCGAACCGCGAGUCCACGUCCGAUGAUCCGGAAGCGAAGAUACCCCCUUUACCUGAAUCUUUCCUACGCUAUUCAAAUUUCUGGCGAGAUAGUAUUCGACUGUUUCAACUAGACCUCCAAAAUGGCCGUUAUGACCCUGAAUGGCAACGCCAAGCUCAUGAGGCUGUGCGCGAGAGGGAACAGGGGAAAUUUGACCGAUUUAAGGAGGAGGAAUUCGAAGAGUUUUGGGGCCAAAAGCAGAGAAUGGACAAAACUUUGGCUGCUGGACAGAGUUCCCAAGUGAAGUUGACUACGCUCAUUGAGCAUGGAGUUGUGCGCGAAGGCGAUGUCUGGAAGUAUUCGCGAACCUUUGCUGGCAAAGGGCGAAAUAAGAUCUUAGUAGAAAAGGAAGCAAAGGUAACUGCAGGCCCUCAUCUCUCGUCCGCCAAAUACCCCAUUCUGAAAAUUAACGGAAAGCGAAUGACUUUUGCGAUACCUUCAGGCCAACGUGUCUUCCUGCCUGCCGUUCAAGCUCCAGUUCAGCAGCGUUCUACGGCAAGUUCUCAGGACAAGGACGACGGGUUUUCCAAAACCGUGAUCCCCACGAACGGAGCUGCAAAGAAGAACGAAGAAGCACAGGGCGACACCGAUAACACAAGAAAGUCCAGAUCCUCCAGAAAGCGGAAAUCUGAAGUCGAGCUCGCUAGUCGCAAAAAACGUCAACAGGAACCUAUAUCUUCUGAGGAGGAUUCGCAGGACCGUGAGCCAGAUGACGACGUUGUCCUUGUAGCCAAUUCCAGAAGCGUGGCGGUGGAGGUCACCAGUCCUCGAGCAGAGGCAGAUUCAUUAAUUCCUACAAGGAUACUCGACACUAUCUCGACAACUAAUAACAAAGAAGGAGAAAGCGUUGCCGCAGCAGCAACUGAGGUCCUUCAAGAUAAUGUCACGUCUGGUGUAGCCAUGGACGAGGGGUCAUCCUCAACCAAUUUGGCCAGUGAUUCCUAUCAGACCUCGGAAAUCAUUCUAGAGAAUAUUGGGGGUCCAACUGCCCUCGCUCUGAAAAUCUUGGAAGUCGAUGGGCGUAUUAAGGACGUUCCCAACGGGAAUGCUUGGAAGGAAUUUCGAUCUUACCGAAACAACCAGGACAUGGGAAGUUUAUGGGAAGUCAGACAGGCUUGGUACCUUAGAGGGAAGUAA